Messenger RNA from Lucilia sericata (common green bottle fly), 25572 nucleotides. It is a transcript of the gene Strn-Mlck, whose product is annotated as titin. Gene Ontology annotation, molecular function: ATP binding; protein binding; protein kinase activity. Gene Ontology annotation, biological process: protein phosphorylation. The record is from RefSeq and is a predicted model, not a curated record. NCBI's taxonomy places the organism in Eukaryota, Metazoa, Arthropoda, Insecta, Diptera, Calliphoridae.
GAAAACUAACGAAGAUCCAGGUACUAUUGGCUGGAUGAGCGCGUACGAAUACUUAACGAAUAACUAAAAAUAAAUUUAAAUUUUGGUCAUACAUACACAUAUAUAAAAAGAAAAAAUAUAUAUUUUUGAAAAAAAAGAAGUGUUAAAUGUAUUUUUAAAACAAAAUUUUGUUCUCUUAAUACAAAUCAAUUGUGUCCUGUAUUUUGUGAAAAAAAGUAUUGAAAAUAUUAAAGAAAUUGGAAUACAUUAAAAAAUAUUAAUAAAUUCACAAAAAUAAUAAUAAUAAAAAAAAAAAAAAUCGAAAAUUCGAAAGUGUUUUAUGUGUUGAUCAUUUGUUAAUGUUGUGUUAUAUUUGUAUGCAAAUUGUUACCUAUGGAGAAUACAAAUGUAAAUCCCUUAAAAUCUCCUUCCUCUGCAAAUCCCUCAGACAAUGAGUCGGAUACAAAGGUUAAGGCUGAUACGACGACUACAAGCGAUAAUCCAGCAGAUUCCCGUAAUUUUCCUUUGGGAGGUGAUGAGCACAAACAAAGUAAUCACAAGCCUCCAAAAAUAUCCUUUAGCGAAAAUUCGAGUUCAUUAAUACGAUGUAUGCCAAACGAAAGAGCAACAUUUUUUGUCAAAAUCGAUACAGAAGAAGAUGAUGCUGAUAUUUUACCCCUAGAAUUUGAAUGGAGUCGCGGUGAAAUUCCCAUUUAUAAUUCCGAUCGUUUUCGCAUAACAAAGACCAGUACUGCAGUUCAAUUGGCAGUUGAACAUGUGCAACGAGAAGAUGCUGGUCAUUAUACGCUUUUUGCUAAAACAAAAAGCAACGAUGUCAUACGAAAAGAUGUACAGCUAAUAGUUGAGGAUCGAUCAACGGGCGAUGAUCCACCAAUAUUUCUACGGCGUUUGCUGGACUUGCAAGUAAGAGUUGGUUCAAGUUCUAGACUUAUAACCGAAAUACGCAGUUCCUCAGAUGUGAAGCUUACCUGGUUCCGAAACGAUCGACGCGUGUGUGAAAAUGAUCGUAUUAAAGAGGUUCAUGAGGGUAACUUCCAUUAUCUGGAAAUAAAUCCUGUGGUAGUGGAGGAUGGUGGCCAGUGGAUGGUUAUGGCAGAGAAUUUUAGUGGCCGUAAUUCUUGCAUUUCCAAUUUAACUGUCCUCGUGCCGAAAGCCUAUAAAGCUCCCGAGUUUAUAGAAGAACUAAGAGCGAUUUUAACGCAACAGGGCACAGUAUCGUUGGAAUGUAAAGUGGUGGGUGUACCCACUCCACAAUUGCGUUGGUUUAAGGAUUCUAAAGAGAUUAAGGCCGGUGAUGUGUUUGCUCUUACCGCCAAUGCUGAUGAUCCCACUUCAUUGGGUACCUAUACAUGUGAAGCAGUUAAUUGUGUGGGUAAGGCAUAUUCAAGCUCCAAACUGCACGUUGUGGGCCGUGGCAGUAGAGAGGGUUCAUUAAAACCCGCCGAUAGCGUGACUAACACCGCUCCCCCACCAAUAUUUACUAACGAACUAAAAAAUGCGAGUGUUCGCAUUGGUGAUACAAUUAUUCUCGGAUGCCAAGUGGCUGUACCACCGUGGCCCCAGAGUGUUGUAUGGUAUAAUAAAAAUGGACGUGUUGAAUCUGGUGAUAGAUACAAAUACAUAGAGGAUGGUUUGGGUGUGUAUAUGAUCGAAAUUAAACCCUCCGAGGCUUGCGAUGAGGGUGAAUGGAAGUGUGUGGUUACCAAUGAAGAGAGUUGUGUGGGCAUUUCUUCUUGUGUAGUUGAUAUGGAAAUUCCGAAAAAUUAUCGCAAACCUCGUUUUAUGGAAAGUUUGAGAGCUGUUUUGACAGAAGAAGGUUUAGUUUCAUUCGAAUGUAAAGUUGUGGGCUUUCCUACUCCCCAAUUGAAAUGGUUUAAGGAUGGUCAAGAACUAAAACCAGGUGAUGUAUAUCAACUAACGGGCACUAAUUCAUUGGGUACAUAUUGCUGUAUAGCCAAAAAUUGUAUGGGCGAAACGAGCAGCAUUGCUGUCUUGACCGUAGAGGAUAUACAGAAUCAGUUAAAUGACGAAGAACGUCUGACAUUUGCCACUUCUACAUCUCAACCUCCCAAAUUUUUAAUGGGUCUUAAAUCGGAAGAAACUAAGAUCAAUGAACCCUAUCAGUUUACAGUUAAGGUAGAGGCUACUCCAGAUCCUUUACUAUCAUGGUUCCGUGAUGAAUUGCCUAUAGAGUCUAAUGACCGUUAUAAUCAUUAUCGCGGUGAAGAAAAUAAUUGGCAUUUGGACAUUAGAAACCUGGAGUUUAUUGACCAGGCAGAAUGGAAAUGUGUUGCUGUUAAUGAUUUUGGUACGACUGUUACUUCCUGCUUUUUGAAAUUACAAAUUCCCCGACACUAUAAGAAACCUCGUUUCCUGGAAUGUUUAAGAGCUGUACUCACCGAGGAGGGUGCUGUUAAUUUGGAAUGUAAAGUCAUUGGGGUUCCCCAACCUGUUUUGAAAUGGUAUAAAGAUGGUGUUGAAUUGAAACCGGGAGAUAUCCAUAAAAUAAUAUCUGGACAGGAUGGCACCUGUUGUUUGGGCACCUAUACCUGUGAGGCUCGUAAUUGCAUGGGUGUGGUAGCUAGUUCAGCAGCUUUACUGGGUUUCGAGGAUGAUUAUUCGAAACAGGAAACUAAACAACAACAUGAAUUGCAGCGUAACUUUUCUUUAUCCACCAUCCAGGAAGAACACACUUCUCAAUUAUAUGAAACGCCUCAGGGUGAUAUUACUAUUACCGAGAAAGGAGAUGUAUCAUUUUCAUUUGAUGGCAAAGAAGUGUCGGUAUCUUUGUAUGAGACUCCAGAUCUAACAGAGGAAGAAGCUUUGAAGAUUGUGGAAAUGUAUGCUGAUCAAAUUUCCGAACAUGUUACCGAACACAAUGUCGUUGAAUUGCCGCCAUUGCGGUUUGUCAAAGAAACCUCGCAAUCUGGUAAAUUACUUAUGGAAGCAGUGGUUAUAGAUAUUUCUCCAGAAUAUUUCUCCCACGAAGAAGAUUUGCGUACCGAGGCGGGCAUGGAUGAUAUCUCUAUUAAUGAGAUAACUAUUCAUGGUUCUUCACUAAAGGAUGAAGAGGAGUUGGAUCGACAAACUGAAGACUUUGCCCGCACUUCCUUUGAGAAAAUGGAAGAAGAAUUGUCUUUGACGGCGCCCAUAAGAAAACGCAAAAAAUCUAAACCCACUGAAACCGAUGAAUUCUUUAGUUUUUCAAAAGCUUCCGAUGGCAGUGUGGAUGAAAAUACUUCAGAGUUGCAAACAUUUGCCAGUGCUCAAAUGUCGAAAAUGGAGUCAUUGGAUAACUCCAAAUCAUUAAGUGAAUCCGUACAGGCUCCCGCGCGCAAAAAGGGCAAAAAACAAACUGAUAGUGAAUCUUCAAAAACUACCGAAAACGAGGCUCAACUUCAAGAUAUCUCAGGCGCAGUGGGUGAUGGUCUGAAAGUAACAAGCGACAAGCCUCUGAAAGUUGUCAGCAAUGAGGCUGAUAUAGAAAGAAAUCUCAAAUCUUUAUUGCCUCUGGCAAAACUUUUAAAAGUUUUAGACGGCCAUUUAAAUGCCGUAGAAUCCGAAGUUAUACAACAAUCAGUUAUGCUAAUGACUCCUUCAUCGGCUGAUCAAAGUAUAGCUAUUAUAAAAAAUAUCAUUGAUCCCAUAAGUCAAAUACAAAGUAAACUUAAAGUAUACUCGGGAGAAACGCCUUUAGAUGCUCUUUUUGAGAUGAUGAACGAUGAUAUACGUAAUCUUCAUGUGGCCUUACAAGUUAUAGAAAAAUGUGUGGAAAUUGAUGAGACCGGCACCACAUUGAUACAAAGAACAAGUGUUUGUAUUAUCGAUAGUAUAGCGGAUCAUUUGAUUAAGGCUUUGGAAGAAGUUAAAAUGGUGUCAAACUUGUUCGAAAACGAAAAUUUAAAAUCUCAUUUACAACUUACUGUAGAUGAUAUUAAACAGGGUCUCGAAAUUACCAAAGACACUAUAAAGUCUCAGGCUUUAUUACAGGAGGCUCAAGAAAUCGAAGCCACUAAGCAUUUUACCGAAACCGUAGCCAAAUUACAAGAUAUACCCGAACCAUUGCCUUUCGCCAAAGUAGCGGAGGCCAAUUUACCCAAAUACUCAGAGUCGGUAACGAACAUCUGUGAACCGGUUUUAAGAAUUCAGGCGGCUUUGGAAAAGGUUGAAAAUGAAUUAACACUUGAGGAUAGUGAUGAAGAUAUUUACAAAAAGGUUCAUGAAAAAAUAAUGCACAACUUAGUGGAGCCUAUUAACGAAUUACAGGCUGUUGUGGCUGAAAUCGAAGGAAAAGUUAGUUCGCUGUCGGGCUCUGAUAGUAUAGAACAAAAAGUUAAUAUGGCUAUCUUGGAUAUAGUAUCACCACCUUUAUUCGAAUUGAAUAAAGGUCUAGAAAUUAUUCAGCAGCAACCUUCGCAUAAUAUAGAAGCUGGUAAACUAACGGUUAGUACUGUAGAAUCUAUGGUACCGCCAUUACAGGAAAUACAAAAUGGUUUGGCUCAAUUAAGUCAAGAUAUUUUGUCGGGUCAACUAACCGAUGACCAGCAGCUAAUGGAUACAGAUGAUUUAAAGAAACUUUUACAGUCUUUGGCACAAGCUGUUCUACAUUUGGAAUCGAAUAUAGAUAAUAUAACUUCUCGUUUGCCGCAGAAUGUAUCCAUGAGUCUGUCAAAACUUAGAGAAGAAAUUUCCUCUCUUAUCGGUCAAGUUAUCGAUAAAGAUAUAGAUAAAUAUCAUUUAACAGUUCUGGAGAAUAUAAAGAAACCCAUCGAUGAACUUAACUAUUGCAUAAGACAAAUUGAACAGAAAUCCAUUUCAGGUUCUUUAACAGAUCUGGUAGAUCCCUUGCAUAGUUUGAAUGAUAAAGUUAAAAUGAGCCAAGAAGUUUUGCAACUUUCGACGACCAAACAAAACUUUGAUAUUGUCGAAACAUUAGAUAAAAUGCGUAAUCUUAUUAAACAUAUAGAAAUCGAUAUCGAAGAGAAUGAAUUCAAGAAUAUGCAAAAGGAAAUUGCUUUGGAUGAAGAGCAGGCCAUCAAGGAUAAUAAUCUAUUUUUAUCAAUGAGACAAGAAAUGGAAAUGAGAAUUGAAUUGGAGGAAAGUCUUAAGGAAAUCGAAAAGCUAAAUAACAAUAUCAAAUAUUUGCAACAGAGCACAUUUUUAGACAAAGAACUCAAGUUACAGUUUACAGAAUUAGCAAAGCCUUUUGAGCAGGUUAUAGAUAUCCUGACGAAUAAAGAAAAGGCUCAACAUUCCCUGCAGUCUUCUUUAAAUAUACUAAGAAAUACUGCCAAAAACUGUGAAAGUUUAAAUCAAUCACUAGAGAAGUUGAAAACUGUUAAAAGUAAAACUGAAUUUUCUAAAAUAUUCUACACCAAUUGUCGUUCUGCUUUUGAGGAGCUGAAAUCUGCCAUUGAUCAACUAGAGGAUUAUGAUGUUACGGCAACACCAGUUGUUACUCCAUUUAACAAAAUAUUAGUUGCAUUAGAGAACAUAUUACCCAAACUUGCUACGGAAACAGCUGUAGAAGAUUUGUCUACUUUAGAAGAGGUAUCAGCCUUAAAAUCUGCUGCCGAAUCUUUACCUCUUGAUAGCGACAGGGCUUCGUUGCCAAAGGAUACUAAAGAAGAAGUUUCCGCAGGUCCUUUGAAAUCAUUCGAAGAGAAAAAGCAGCAGGUGGAUGAAUUACUGGGUCAGUUGAAGAAUAGUAUAGCCUCGGUGUUGGCUCAUUGCAACGACUACGACAUGGGCUCCUUGAGAAUCGAGGCUGUGGAACAAAUGAAGGCUACCGUCAAUAAGAUGACCGACUUUAAACAGUGCUUAGAACAAACCCUACAGCCGCAUGUUUUGGAUAUUGUACAAACUUCGUCCGAGUGUACAGAUCUGCGCACAAUGGCUGAGGCUGUUUGCAGUUUGGAAAAUUGUGCUCUACAAAUACAAGAGUAUAUAGACAACUUUGAUGUGAAAGACUUGAGUGGUGAUGAAAUUUCGGAGCUUAAAACUAUGGCCCAACCUUUAAAGGAAUUGGUAGAGGGUGUAAAAGUAUUCUAUACCCAAGAAUUGGAACAAGUGGAAACAAUGAAUACUUUAUCGGCUGUAAGCAUGUCCUCAGCCAAAGUUUUGGAAAGUUUAAGAUCUCAGGUGUUAGCUGUACACGAACAUCAGGCUAUGGAAACUUUAGAAUCAUUGGCCGAUACACAAACAUUUUCCCAUCUAAAGGAAUUUGUACAGCCUUUAAGAGAAUUGGAAAAGGCAGCCAUUUGCACCGAGGAAAAUGUAAUGCUCUCCCAAAUGUCCAAUCUUAGCGAGCAAACGAGCUUAGAAGUAUUAAAAACCUGGGCCAAACCAUUGUUAAGUCUCAAAGAAGCCAUUGUUAAUGUAAAACAAGAACAAGCUUUUAGCGCUUUAGAGGAAUGUCCUGAAUUUGUAGCCCUUAAAGAAAAAUCCUUAGUACUUUUCAAUUUACUAAAGUACUGUGAAAACUUUGAUGCACAAAUAUUUGAAAAUAUUGAAGAUUUAUCUUCGCUUAAUAUUUCCCAUAUUAAAUCCUAUGCCGAGUCCGCAACAGUGUCAGCACACGAACGUAUGGAACCAGCUAAACCCCAUGUACAAGAAGUUAAAACAUUUGAUUUAAAAGAUUGUGUAAAAGGAGGCAUUAAGCAAAUUGAAGAAUGUUUACAUACCACCAAACAGAUACAAGAUUUUGAGGUAACUAGUUUAGAGGAUAUCAUGCAAGAACUGAAAAACGAUCUGCUAAAUAUGGAAAGUAAUCUCUUGAAAUCUAAUGAAGAAACCGAAGAUUUAAUCGCCAAGGAAACCAAAGUGGCCAAAACAAUGUUUAAGCUAAAAGAAUGUUUGGUACACACCUAUGAAGCCACCGAUUUGGAAACGGGUCUAGAAGAUAUAGAGAAAACAUUUGAGGAUUUGCUACAAGCCAUGCCAUCUCUGGAAAUACAAUUGGCUUUGGAAAUGAAAGAGAAAAUAGUUUUAGGUUUCUCCGAAUUCAUAGUGGCCUGCUUGGAAACAACAGAACAACAAGCUAAUUUUGAUACUCUCAUACAACCGUUUAGAAAUCUCAUGGAAACCGUUGAUAUUAUUAGCAAAUUAAAUAAGGUCGAUGUAGAGACAUCAUCCAGUGUAAUGAUUCAGCUACAAACCCAACUUAUGACUGCAUUUAGAGCCCUAAACGAUGUUAGCGAAAAAUCGAACCAAGAUAUACUGCCAAAUCUAUUGAAAACCCAAAAUACUUUGGUUUCAAUUUAUGAUUUUAUCGAAAAUAACGAGGGUAAUUUAAGAAUUAUAGAACUAUUGCAAGAAAUUGAUUAUCUUACUCCUGAGUUAAGAGAAAUCAAAGAUAUACUUGCCUCGAGCCAAAAACGUGCCAGUGAAGAGCAGAUGCAAUUGCUAUUGGAAGAUGUUAAUUCUGCUCAAUUAUUCCUAAUGGAAAUACACGAAGGAUUGUUACAGAAUAAUUCCUUAGUUCAUGUUUUUAUGCAAGAAAAUAAGGAUACUGUGGAAAGUUUGAAAAAUCUGCUUAAUAAGGUGGAGAAUAAACUGCAAUCGAAGACAGUUUAUGAAGUGGAACAAGAAGAAACUAUUGGCAUUCUAAGAGAGCUUUUAAAUAAUCUCAAAGCUAAUAUGGCAAGAGUUAAAGAAAUGGAAUCAAGAGAAGUUGAAACUACUGCCUCCCAGGCAGAAAAACAACUUGCUGUUUCUGAAGAACAGUUUGAACAAACUAAAGCUGAACAUAAAGAUGUUUCAGAAGCAAAGAAAACUGAUCAAAAGAAAAAGGAGAAAGAGAAAGAAACCAAACCACUUGAACAAAAGGACGAAACCAAAGAUGUCCAAGAAGAAGAAGAUAAACCCGUUCAAUUGGAAGAAGAAUCUUAUAAGAAAGAUAAACAAAAGGAUGUCGAACAAGCUAAAGUUAAACCAGAAUCAGAACAAGAAACUCAAAAGAAAGAUGUUGUCGAAGCAUCUGAACAGACUAAAGCUAAACCAGAAACUCAAAAGAAGGAAGAACAAAAGGAUGUUGAAACAGAUUCAGCUAUAACAGAAGAAGUAGCUAAGAAAGCUAAAAAGAAGGAUGUUGAAACAGCUGUUAAAGCAGAAGAAAAAGCUCAAAAGAAAGCUGAACAGAAGGAUGUUGACACAACUGCAUCUGAACAAGCUAAAGCUAAACCAGAACCAGAAGCAAAAACACAAAAGAAAGAUCUUGACACAACCUUAGUGGAAGAAACUGAACCAGCUAAAGCUAAACCAGAAGAAGAAACACCUAAGACGGCUGAACAGAAGGAUGUUGACACAGUUUCAACAUUAGUCGAAGAAACUGAACAAGCUAAAGCUAAACCAGAAACAAAAGAAAAAGCUCAAAAGAAAUCUGAACAAAAGGAAGUUGACUCAACUUCCCCAUUAGCCGAAGAAGCCAAACCAGAACCCCAAUUUACGCCAUUAAUGAAGGAUGUUUUACAGCUUAUCAACACUAAUAAUCAAUAUCUUGAAACAAUAAAACCCAAACAAGUUAAACAAAGUACCUCGGAAUUUGUCAUGUCUGUAAUGGACAACUUAAAAGAACUACAAUUAGCUAUUGAGGUUGAGACUCCUACUACUCUUGAAGAUCGUUUAUUCCUGCCGUUAUUCAAAACCAAACAACUUAUUACAUAUGCUGCGAGCUCCGAGUCUACCGAUGAAAUUGCCCAUAACGUCUUACAAAAUCUUAAGCAUAUUAUGCUAAACAUUAUAAAUGAUAAUGAAAAACUACGCAAAUCUAUACUUUAUGAGGUAGUAGAAGCCGUCAAGCCUAAUGUUAGCCAAAUCCUUGAAAAAAUUGAAAACCAACCCAAAAAAUCCAAAAUUAUACAAAAGACAUCCGAAAGCCUUAAUCAAAUCGCAUUGGAAAUCAAUAACAUCUAUCAGAACAAUCUAGGAAAUCUGGAACCAUCAUCAACCUCUUUCAUAGCUCUAAAAUCAGCUUUAAGCCAAUUAAAGGAAGUGACUGAGGAAAUUAGUGCAAUAAAACCGAAUGUUUUAAACACCUCUAAACUCGAUCAAUUGGUGGAUAAGCUAGAUAAGGCAGAAAUAAAGGAUGCCCUGGAAAUAUUACUGGACUUGGAAAAUAUGAAAGAAAUGUUUGAGCAACUCCUAGAAACCAUUCAAAACGAGUCUUUAAUGCAGCAUAAACCCAUAGAGGAAACCGUUGCCAAUGCUUUAGAAGUUAUAGGCGAUAACAGUGAUCUACAAGAUAUUAAAAAAGAUUUGCAAGAGACUUUAGAUUCAUCAAAUAACGAACAGAAAAGAAAAUGUAUAUUCAAGCUAAGAGAACAUAUUGUACAUACUUACGAUGGCGGAUUAAAUGAAGAACUUGAAAACGUUAUCGAUUCUAUAUUGGGCAACAACUCUGAUUUAAUAGAAUCGAUUAACGGCGAAUAUUUAAAAAAUAUUACCGAUAACUUUACCUCAGUAUGUAAACAAAUCGAUGCAGUUACAAUGGAAUCUUGGCAGGGAAAAUUAACUGGGCUAACUACAAAACUGUCAAAUAUACAAAACAUUGCCGAUCGUCUUAAAACUUCAAAGGAUUUCGAAAAAUCGUCCAUUAACUCAAUUGAACUUCAGAAAAAUCUUAUGGACAUUUUUGUUUUAUUUGAUGAUAUGUUAGAAAUUGCCACUUCACCUUUGAAUAGAGAUGUGGAAAAGGUAAAAAGCUUAGCAUUAAAGGAGUACGAUAACAUAGAAAGCUCUACGGCAAAUAUCAAAACACUUCAGGCUUACGAAAAUAUGCUUGAUAUGUGCAAAUUAAUAAAGACCGUUGUGGAAAAAGUGUGUGAAAAAUCUAAAUCACAAGAAAUGGAAAUAUCAGUCGAAGAGAUAGAAGAGCAAAAAGUAGAAGCAAAGCAAACUGAAGAAAAAGAUCUAAAAACUACUAAAGAGAAGGCAGAAAUAUCUGAAGUAAAGGUCGAAAAAUUAGAAGAAACAGAACUCGAGACUAAAGCCAAGAAAGCUGAAGAAAAAGAACUAAAAUCUACCAAAGAGAAGGCAGAAGUAUCUGAAGUAAAGGCUGAAAAGUUAGAAGAAAAGGAACUGGAAGUUGAAACCAAGAAAGCUGAAGAGAAAGAUGUAAAAACUACUAAAGAGAAGGCUGAAAUUUCUGAAGUUAAGGCUGAAAAGUUAGAAGACAAGAAAUUGGAAGCUGAAACCAAAAAAGCUGAAGAGAAAGAUCUAAAAACUACCAAAGAGAAGGCAGAAGUAUCUGAAGUAAAGGCUGAAAAAUUAGAAGAAAAGAAAGUGGAAGCUAAAACCAAGAAAGCUGAAGAAAAAGAAGUAAAAACUACCAAAGAGAAGGCAGAAGUAUCUGAAGUGAAGGCCGAAAAGAUAGAAGAAAUGCAACUGGAAGCUGAAGCUAAGAAAGCUGAAGAAAAAGAUCUUAAAACUACUAAAGAAAAGGCAGAAGUAUCUGAAGUAAAGGCCGAAAAGUUAGAAGAAAAGAAAAUAGAGGUUGAAGCCAAGAAAGCUGAAGAAAAAGAACUCAAAACUACCAAAGAGAAGGCAGAUGUAUCUGAAGUGAAGGCCGAAAAGGUAGAAGAAAUUAAAGUGGAAGUUGAAUCUAAGAAACCUGAGGAAAAAGAUCUAAAACUUACUAAAGAGAAGGCUGAAAUCUCUGAAGUAAAGGCCGAAAAAAUAGAAGAAAAGGAACUGGAAGCUAAAGCCAAGAAAGCUGAAGAGAAAGAUUUAAAAACUACCGAAGAGAAGGCUGAAAUUUCAGAAGUUAAGGCCGAAAAGCUAGAAGAAAAGAAAUUGGAAGCUGAAACCAAGAAAGCGAACGAAAAAGAUGUUAAACCUACUAAAGAGAAGGCUGAAAGCUCUGAAGUAAAGGCUGAAAAAUUAGAAGAAAAGAAACUGGAAGCAGAAGCCAAGAAAGCUGAAGAAAAAGAUGUAAAAGCAACUAAAGAGACGGCUGAAAUCACUGAAGUAAAGGCUGAACAAAUAGAAGAAAAGAAGCUGGAAACUGAAAAUAAGAAACCUGAGGAAAAAGAUUUGAAAACUACCAAAGAGAAGGCUGAAAUUUCUGAAGUUAAGGCCGAAAAGCUAGAAGAAAAGAAAUUGGAAGCUGAAACCAAGAAAGCGGACGAAAAAGAUGUUAAACCUACUAAAGAGAAGGCUGAAAUCUCUGAAGUAAAGGCUGAAAAAUUAGAAGAAAAGAAACUGGAAGCUGAAGCCAAAAAACCUGAGGAAAAAGAACUAAAACCUACUAAAGAAAAGGCUGAAAUCUCUGAAGUAAAGGCCGAAAAAUUAGAAGAAAAGAAACUGGAAGCUGAAGCCAAGAAAGCUGAAGAGAAAAAUUUAAAAACCACCGAAGAGAAGGCUGAAAUUUCAGAAGUUAAGGCCGACAAGCUAGAAGAAAAGAAAUUGGAAGCUGAAACCAAGAAAGCGGACGAAAAAGAUGUUAAACCUACUAAAGAGAAGGCUGAAAUCUCUGAAGUAAAGGAUGAAAAAUUAGAAGAAAAGAAACUGGAAGCUGAAGCCAAAAAACCUGAGGAAAAAGAACUAAAACCUACUAAGGAGAAGGCUGAAAUCUCUGAAGUAAAGGCCGAAAAAUUAGAAGAAAAGGAACUGGAAACUAAAGCCAAAAAACCUGAGGAAAAAGAACUAAAACCUACUAAAGAAAAGGCUGAAAUCUCUGAAGUAAAGGCCGAAAAAUUAGAAGAAAAGAAACUGGAAGCUGAAGCCAAGAAAGCUGAAGAGAAAAAUUUAAAAACCACCGAAGAGAAGGCUGAAAUUUCAGAAGUUAAGGCCGAAAAGCUAGAAGAAAAGAAAUUGGAAGCCGAAACCAAGAAAGCGGACGAAAAAGAUGUUAAACCUACUAAAGAGAAGGCUGAAAUCUCUGAAGUAAAGGCUGAAAAAUUAGAAGAAAAGAAACUGGAAGCUGAAGCCAAAAAACCUGAGGAAAAAGAACUAAAACCUACUAAAGAAAAGGCUGAAAUCUCUGAAGUAAAAGCCGAAAAAUUAGAAGAAAAGAAACUGGAAGCUGAAGCUAAGAAAGCUGAAGAGAAAAAUUUAAAAACCACCGAAGAGAAGGCUGAAAUUUCAGAAGUUAAGGCCGAAAAGCUAGAAGAAAAGAAAUUGGAAGCCGAAACCAAGAAAGCGGACGAAAAAGAUGUUAAACCUACUAAAGAGAAGGCUGAAAUCUCUGAAGUAAAGGCUGAAAAAUUAGAAGAAAAGAAACUGGAAGCUGAAGCCAAAAAACCUGAGGAAAAAGAACUAAAACCUACUAAGGAGAAGGCUGAAAUCUCUGAAGUAAAGGCCGAAAAAUUAGAAGAAAAGGAACUGGAAACUAAAGCCAAAAAACCUGAGGAAAAAGAACUAAAACCUACUAAAGAAAAGGCUGAAAUCUCUGAAGUAAAGGCCGAAAAAUUAGAAGAAAAUAAACUGGAAGCUGAAGCCAAGAAAGCUGAAGAGAAAAAUUUAAAAACCACCGAAGAGAAGGCUGAAAUUUCAGAAGUUAAGGCCGAAAAGCUAGAAGAAAAGAAAUUGGAAGCUGAAACCAAGAAAGCGGACGAAAAAGAUGUUAAACCUACUAAAGAGAAGGCUGAAAUCUCUGAAGUAAAGGCUGAAAAAUUAGAAGAAAAGAAACUGGAAGCUGAAGCCAAAAAACCUGAGGAAAAAGAACUAAAACCUACUAAGGAGAAGGCUGAAAUCUCUGAAGUAAAGGCCGAAAAAUUAGAAGAAAAGGAACUGGAAACUAAAGCCAAAAAACCUGAGGAAAAAGAACUAAAACCUACUAAAGAAAAGGCUGAAAUCUCUGAAGUAAAGGCCGAAAAAUUAGAAGAAAAUAAACUGGAAGCUGAAGCCAAGAAAGCUGAAGAGAAAAAUUUAAAAACCACCGAAGAGAAGGCUGAAAUUUCAGAAGUUAAGGCCGAAAAGCUAGAAGAAAAGAAAUUGGAAGCUGAAACCAAGAAAGCGGACGAAAAAGAUGUUAAACCUACUAAAGAGAAGGCUGAAAUCUCUGAAGUAAAGGCCGAAAAAUUAGAAGAAAAGAAACUGGAAGCUGAAGCUAAGAAAGCUGAAGAAAAAAAUUUAAAAACCACCGAAGAGAAGGCUGAAAUUUCAGAAGUUAAGGCCGAAAAGCUAGAACAAAAGAAAUUGGAAGCUGAAACCAAGAAAGCGGACGAAAAAGAUGUUAAACCUACUAAAGAGAGGACUGAAAUCUCUGAAGUAAAGGCUGAAAAAUUAGAAGAAAAGAAACUGGAAACUGAAUCCAAAAAACCUGAGGAAAAAGAACUAAAAACUACCAAAAAGAAGGCUGAAAUCUCUGAAGUGAAGUCCGAAAAGGCAGAAGAAAAGGAAGUGGAAGCUAAAACCAAGAAACCUGAAGAAAAAGAUCUAAAAACUACCGAAGAGAAGGCUGAAAUCUCUGAAGUUAAGGCCGAGAAGCUAGAAGAAAAGAAACUGGAAGCUGAAGCCAAGAAAGCUGAAGAAAAAUUAGAAGAAAAGAAGCUGGAAACUGAAACCAAGAAACCUGAGGAAAAAGAUUUCAAAACUACCAAAGAGAAGGCUGAAAUUUCUGAAGUUAAGGCUGAAAAGCUAGCGGAAAAGAAAGAGGAAGCUGAAGCAAAGAAAGCUGAUGGAAAGGAUUUAAAAACUACCAAAGAGAAGGCUGAAAUCUCUGAAGUUAAGGCCGAAAAGCUAGAAGAAAAGAAAUUGGAAGCUGAAACCAAGAAAGCGGACGAAAAAGAUGUUAAACUUACUAAAGAGAAGGCUGAAAUCUCUGAAGUAAAGGCUGAACAAUUAGAAGAACAGAAACUGGAAGCUGAAACCAAAAAACCUGAGGAAAAAGAACUAAAACCUACUAAAGAAAAGGCUGAAAUCUCUGAAGUAAAGGCCGAAAAAUUAGAAGAAAAGAAACUGGAAGCUGAAGCUAAGAAAGCUGAAGAGAAAAAUUUAAAAGCCACCGAAGAGAAGGCUGAAAUUUCAGAAGUUAAGGCCAAAACGGCAGAAGAAAAGAAACUGGAAGCUGAAGAAAAGAAAGCCGAAGAAAAAGAUCUAAAAUCUACUAAAGAGAAGGCUGAAAUCUCUGAAGUAAAGGUCGAAAAGGUGGAAGAAAAGAAAGUGGAAACUGAAGCCAAGAAAGCUGAAGAAAAAGAUCUAAAACCUGCCGAGGAGAAGGCUGAAAUUUCUGAAGUUAAGGCCGAAAAGCUGGAAGAAAAGAUAUUGGAAGCUGAAACCAAGAAAGCUGAAGAAAAAGAACUGAAAACUACUAAAGAGAAGGCUGAAGUGUCUGAAGUGAUGGCAGAGAAGGUAGAAGAAAAGGAACUGGAAGCUAAAGCAAAGAAACCUAAAGAAAAAGAUCUAAAAUCUACUAAAGAGAAGGCUGAAAUCUCUGAAGUAAAGGCUGACAAAUUAGAAGAAAAGAAAAUAGAGGUUGAAGCCAAGAAAGCUGAAGAGAAAGAUCUAAAAACUACCAAAGAGAAGGCUGAAAUUUCUGAAGUUAGGGCCAAAACGGCAGAAGAGAAGAAACUGGAAGCUGAAGAAAAGAAAGCCGAAGAUCUAAAAUCUACUAAAGAUAAGGCUGAAAUCUCUGAGGUAAAGGCUGACAAAUUAGAAGAGAAGAAAUUAGAGGUUGAAGCCAAGACAGCUGAAGAGAAAGAUCUAAAAACUACCAAAGAGAAGGCUGAAAUUUCUGAAGUUAAGGCAGAAGAAAAGAAACUGGAAGCUGAAGAAAAGAAAGCCGAAGAAAUAGAUGUAAAAACUAUUAAAGAGAAGGCUGAAAACGAUGUGAAUACUACCAAAGAGAAGGCAGAAAUUUCGGAAGGUAAGGUCGAAAAACUAGAAGAAAAGAAAUUGAAAGCUAAAACAAAGAAAGCCGAAGAAAAAGAUGUUAAACCUACUAAAGAAAAGGCUGAAAUCUCUGAAGUGAAGGUGGAAAAGGUAGAAGAAAAGAAACUGGAAGCUGAAGAGAAGAAACCUAAGGAGGGACAACUAAAAUCUACCAAAGAGAAUGCUGAAAUUUCUGAAGCUAAGACCGAAAAACUAGAAGAAAAGAAAUUGGAAGCUGAAACCAAGAAAGCCGAAGAAAAAGAUGUAAAAACUUCUAAAGAGAAGACUGAAAUCUCUGAAGUAAAGGUCGAGAAGAUAGAAGAAAAGGAACUGGAAGCUAAAGCAAAGAAACCUAAAGAAAAAGAUCUAAAAUCUACUAAAGAGAAGGCUGAAAUCUCUGAAGUAAAGGUCGAAAAGGUGGAAGAAAGGAAAGUGGAAACUGAAGCCAAGAAAGCUGAAGAAAAAGAUCUAAAACCUAUCGAAGAGAAGGCUGAAAUUUCUGAAGUUAAGGCCGAAAAGCUGAAAGAAAAGAAUGUGGAAGCUGAAACCAAGAAAGCUGAAGAAAAAGAACUGAAAACUACUAAAGAGAAGGCUGAAGUGUCUGAAGUGAAGGCCGAGAAGGUAGAAGAAAAGGAACUGGAAGCUAAAGCAAAGAAACCUAAAGAAAAAGAUCUAAAAUCUACUAAAGAGGAGGCCGAAAUCUCUGAAGUAAAGACUGAAAAAAGAGAAGAAAAGAAACGGGGUUCUAAAACCAAGAAGGUUGAUGAUGUAAAAACUGUUAAAGAAACAGCAGAAAUCUCUGAUGUAAAGGCCGAUAAGGUGGAAGAUGAGAAACUGGAAGAUGAAACUAAGAAGGUUGAAGAACAAGAAGUAAAAACUACCAAGGAGAAGGCUGAAAUCUCUGAAGUAAAGUCCGAAAAGAUAGAAGAAGACAAACUGGAAGCUAAAUCCAAAAAGACUGAAAUUACGGAAGUAAAGGCCGAAAAACUGGAAGAGAAGAAAUUGGAGACAGAAAUAGUAGAUGAAAACUUAGAAGCCAAGGAACUUAAAUCUAAAGAUGUUAAGCAGACAACUGAAAAAUCGGAGGUUGAGAGCGAAAAGUUAGAGGAAAAGAAACUAAAAACUAAAGCGAAAAAGUCUAAACAAAAAGAUGAACAGACAGCCGAAACGAAAACUGUUGAAGCAGAAAAGAAACAACUGGAGGCUAAAGACAAAAAGGCUGAUGAUGAGGAUGUAAAAGAAGCCAGUAUAAAAGCUGAGAUAACUGAAGUUGAGCUGAAAAAGCCGGUCGAAGUGAAAGCUGACAAAUCAGAAGUUAAGCCCGAAAAGUUAGAAGCAAUUGAUUUGAAGAAAUCUGAAGUAGAAUUAAUCGAAAAAAUGAGUGUUAAAGAAAGUGAUAAACCUAAAAAAUCUAAUGAAUAUAUGGACCUAAAAGAACAACGAAAUGCCAAAAGGAUGCCUAGUGUGGAUAUUAAACUUACCAAUCGCAAUUCAUCGGUGGGAAGCGAUAUUAAACUGACAUGCGGCAUAUCGGGCAAUGAUGUAGACAUACGAUGGUUUAAAGAAAACACUGCUAUCGAGAACAGUGCUAAAUACAAAAUCACGCAAAAGGAUGGUUUAUCUUGUUUAGAAAUAAAAUCAGCCGAUUUGAAUGAUGCAGCUGUAUACAGAUGUGUUGCGGCAAAUAGAAACGGUGAAGUGGAGACUAGUUGCCUCGUGACACUGUAUGAUGUACCCACGAAUAAAUUUGGAACCCCGCCAAUAUUCACUCGUAAUAUCAGAGAUGCAUAUCAUUCUCAUGAAAAUCAUAUUACGCUGGAGUGCAAAGUUUCCGGAAAUCCUAAACCAAAUGUUUACUGGCAAAAGGAUAAUACCUUGUUAUCGGAGGAGGGUAACAAAUACAAGUUUACUGAUCUACAAGAUGGAGUUAGACAAUUGAUUAUACAAAAUCCCCUAAAAGAAGACACGGGUCUUUACACUUGCUAUGCGGAAAGUGAGAGCGGACAAAUGAAAAUCAGCAAAUUUGUAGACAUCUCGGAUUAUAUGAAAAAGAUAACCGAACGUAGAGCAUCCAAGUCAUAUAAUGAACAACGGGAAGUUGCGGAAUUAGAUAAAGUCCAAGAUGAAGUUGACAGCAACGAAAGACAAGAACAAAAAUUACGCUCUAGAGAGGCGAAAUUUAAACUUAAUGUUGAAACUCCUAUGAAACCCAUGACUAUUGCCUCGGGAACUAAGGCUCAAUUAAUCUGUUAUGUCAGCGGUCUAAUUGAAGAUGUUUAUUGGUUGCGUGGCGAUGAACGUGUUACCAAAGAUUCACGUCACAAAAUCUACAAUAUCAAUGGUGCCUUAAGUUUAGAGAUUUAUGAUGCCCGUCCCGAUGAUACCGGUGAAUACAAGUGUGUAGUACGUAAUAAUCGCAAUUCCACAGAAUCUAUAUGUAAACUAACGGUUUACGAUAAUACAAAGGCUGAAUUGCCAACAAGUUUCUCGGGUCCCGUAACAGCUACUUUUGAUGCGGCUCGCAGUGAAAUCAUACUAUCAUGUAAUGUUCAUGGUCGUCCAUGUGUAACAUGGAUUCGCGAUGAUCAUACUAUAUCGAAUAAUCGUUAUCGUUCCAUUGAGGAAGUUGGUGGUGUGCGCAAACUUAUUAUACGCAAUCCUAUACCCUCAGAUUGUGGCACUUUCUCCUGUUUUGCCGAAACGAAUGAGGGCAUUGAAUCGAUUACAAAAGUUAUUAAAAUAGCCGAUCUUAAGAAACUUAUGACGGCUGCUGCUGAAUCAGAAAUCAAUGGUUUCGCGAAUACACAUGAAGAUAAACCUAAACGAACUUUGGAUGUGAUCGAUAAUGAUUCAGAAAAUCUAACACGUUUGUCCUUGGGACGCAGCCAUCAGGUGGCAUCACAAAGAAAACCCUUGUUUAGUACUUUAUUACACGAUCGUACCGUAACCGAAUGUUCAAAUGUACGUUUAAGUUGCAGCGUAGUUUAUGAUGGUUGUACGAGCAUUGAAUGGUUGAAAGAUAAUCAACCUUUACCCAAGGAUUCACGUUAUCAAACCAUAUUCCAUAAUGGCGAGGCGAUAUUGGAAAUUUUCGCGGCACAAGAAAGUGAUAGCGGUCGUUAUACAUGCCGGGCUACUAAUGAUUACGGCGAAAGUCUUAGUCAAAGUCAAUUGCGCAUUUAUAAACAUUACGAAGAUGCUCCACAGCCAGCAACAUUCGUACAGUCCAUUAAAGACACCUAUUCUAUUAAUGAGAAUGAGUUGGUUUUGGAUUGCCGUGUACGUGGUAAACCACGUCCCGAAAUACAAUGGUUGAAGGGAACAGAUAUGCUUAUACCAGGCGACAGAUACAUACAAAUCGAUCAACCCGAUGGUUACUCCAAAUUGAUUGUAACUAAACCCACUGAAAAGGAUUCUGGUUUAUAUGCCUGUGUGGCUCGUAAUGAGGUGGCCGAAAGUAAGAUUACCCAUCAAGUCGAUUUCAAGGGACGUGAACGUUUUGCCUUGGAAAAGACUAUGGGCUAUUUCCAUCGUGAUCCUAAUAAGCCACAUUUCGUUACACCUUUGGGCAAUCAAACUGUUUGCAAUGGUGGCACAAUUGCCAUAUCGGCUGAGUUUAUGCAGACUCAUACACCUAUUGAUGUUCAGUGGUUCCGUGAUCGCCAACCCUUGGCGGGACAACCUAAUGUUACAACAUUCUAUGAACAUGGUGUUUACACUUUGGCCAUUAUGAAUGCUCAGGCUGAGAAUGAAGGUACCUAUACUUGCCGAGCUCAAAAUGCUUUCGGUCGCAUCGAAUCGCAUGCAAAUGUUGAUGUAGCCGUGGGUGUUUCGAAGGAUGAGCGUCCUCCAUUGUUCCUUUCAAGACCCGAAACGGAAAUGAAGAUUGCUGUUGGUGAUCCCUUCUCGAUUUCCUUUAGAAUUGCUGGUGAUCCAAAACCAAGAUUGACUUUCAUGAAGGGUACCAAAGAUAUUACAAAAUCUGAUCGUGUUAGCAAAGAAGUCUCAGAUGAUUAUACCAGAUUUACCGUACAAAAGGCACAAAUUUCGGAUUCUGGCACUUACUUUGUGGUGGCUCGUAAUAACAAUGGCACUGACCGAAUAUUCGUUACUGUAGAGGUAAUGCCCAGAGCACGUUCUGAAACUCCUUCGGCUCCUCGUUGGGGUCUAGCACUAGAAAGUUAUCCCGAUGUUUCAUAUUUCAAAGAUCCACCGGCUGCCAUUUCAACGGAACCCCUGCUUAUCGAUUCGGGUCCAACACAUAUUAGUUUGUCUUGGGGCAAACCGCCCACCAAUAAUUCUGCUCCUGUUAUAGCCUAUCGGGUAGAUGCUUGGGUGGUGGGCCAUGAUGGUGGUGCCAUGUGGAAAGAACUUGGUCUUACUCCCAUUAACUCCUUUGAUGCUUUCAAUCUGAAAUCGAAUGUAGAAUAUCAUUUCCGUGUAACACCCAAAAAUCGUUAUGGUUGGGGUCCUUCGGUUCAGACUUCGGUCCCCUUGCAAGUGGGUGGUGUUGAAUGUUUGCCUGAGUUUACGGUUAUUUUGCCCGGCCAAGUUAAGGCUUUAUUAAAUAAGGAAUUCGUUUUGGAGGCUGUAGUACGUGGCACCCCUCGACCAGAUAUUGUCUGGUAUAAGGAUGGCUUACGCAUAAGCAGUAAUUUGGAAAGUGAACGUGUUAAGACACGUAAAAUUGGCUCCACCUGUACUUUGACCAUUAAGCAGGUAACCGAAGCUGAUGCUGGACGUUACACCUGUGAGGCUACAAACUCUAAAGGUAGAGUAUCGACAUUUGCUCGUCUACAAGUAGUCUCCGAUCCCAAACUCUUCGAGGCCGAUCACCGUCUCAAAGAAAUUGUUCGUCAGGAUAAUCUAGCCACCAUCGGAGAUACCUUACCCAUUUUCACCAUGCGUCUAAGAGAUAGACGUGUUCAGGUCACCUAUCCUGUACGUUUGACCUGCCAGGUGGUGGGACAUCCUCAACCGGAAAUUACCUGGUACAAAGAUGAUGAACUUUUACAGUCCAGUAGGCGUUGUCUUAUUACCGAAGAAAAUCAAUUCUAUACUUUGGAAUUGGCAAGUGCUCAGCUCAGUGAUAGUGGUAUCUAUACCUGUACUGCCAAAAAUGAAUUGGGUUCUGUGUCCUGCCAUUGUUCUUUGGUUGUGGAUAAGGGUAUACGGGCCUAUAUAUCGCCCGAAUUUUAUAUGCCACUCGAUCCUCUCUAUAUAGUACAAGAAGGUCAAGAAUUACGUUUAACUGCCAAAGUUGAAGCUUAUCCUGCGGUCGGUGUAUCAUGGCAUCGUAAUGGUGUAAAAUUACGUCCUAGCCGAAGAUUAGCUGUCUCUCUGGAUGCAACUGGUUUAGUGGAAUUGAUUAUAUCCGAAACGAGUGUACGCGAUGCUGGCAUUUAUACUUGUGUGGCCUCAAAUGCUGUGGGUAAACAGGAGAGUAUGUGCCGUGUGUGUAUAGAACCUUUGGAAGAGGAAGAUGUUAGCAAACAAAUCACGAGAAGUGUUCCAGCUAUAUUCACCAAUGAUAUGCCUUAUUCCAAAGAACCUUUGUUUUUGGUUAAGCCACGUUCUAGUGAAGCUUAUGAAGGUGAUACGGUCAUUAUAUUCUGUGAAGUUGUGGGAGAUCCCAAACCAGAUGUUGUUUGGCUCAGAGAUUUCUUGAAUCCUGAAUAUUACAAAGACGCUCCUCAUUUCCGACGCAUUGGUGAGGGUACGGAAUACCGUUUGGAAAUACCAUAUGCCAAAUUAGAUUUUACCGGAACUUAUUCUGUUAUUGCAUCAAAUUGUCAUGGCGAAGCUAAGGCAGUGAUAUCAUUACAAAUUUUUGCCAAAGGUAAGUUGAAAAACUUAAAAAAUUUAACCAAAAUUCAAAUCUUAGGGAAAUGUUUUAAAUGGUGUUCACAUGGCUUCAAGAAUCUCUUCCUUUUUGGUGUCGACCUUGAGGCUUACUCUCAUUCUCCUCAACCCCACUCAUGGGAGGGUUCAAUCAGACAUGGCAAUAUCGAAACGUUACCGCGUUUUAUUCGUCAUUUACGCAACUUACGUUGCUGUGACGGUGAUGCCAUUACCUUAGAGGCUCACGUAGAGGGUCUACCAGAACCUGUUAUCAUUUGGGAGAAAGAUGGUCGUGUUUUGCCCAGCGGUAAAGACUUUGAGAUGACUUAUGACGGCAUCAAAGCUACACUCAGCAUACCACGUGUUUAUCCCGAAGACGAAGGAGAAUAUACUUGUAUUGCCAAAAAUAAUAUUGGACGCACUCUAUCGUCAGCCUGUAUUAUAGUAGAUGUUCCAGAAGAAAAGGAAAAUAUGUUAAAUAGACAACUAACACGACCCACCGGUUUUCUGUCGGCUACCUCAACUCCUCUAUCGACACCACGAUCCACACCUAUUAGAAGUUUUUCGCCCAGUCGCCGUUUAUCUUAUCGCAAUUCUAUUAUUGAUAUUAGCGAACCACGUAGCAGUAGGGGUCGCAGUGUGGUCGAUGGUCGUCAAGCUAUUUCAGCGCCGAAAUUUUUAGCCAUUCCGAAUAGUCGUGUUGUGGAGGAGGGUGACAGUGUACGCUUCCAAUGUGCCAUAGCUGGUCAUCCUAUGCCCUGGGCCACCUGGGAUAAGGAUGGUAUUAUAGUAACUCCCACUACUCGUAUAGCUAUUAAAGAAGUCAAUGAUUUGCGUUAUUUGGAAAUUGAGGAGGUUACAUUCGAUGAUGCCGGCCUGUAUCGCAUUACACUGGAAAAUGAUUACGGUCGCAUAGAAGCCACUGCUCGUCUUGAUGUCAUCGGUAGUUCACGAUAUUCAAAAUCACCCUCUGCCCGCAGUAUACGUGCCUCUUCCUCAAAACGAAAUGCUUAUUUACAUCGGCGUAUAAUGGGUCCCUCCACCGCCAUUGGUGGUCGUAUGGCUUUAGCUUCGGGUUUUAGGGGUUCCUCAGUGCCUUCUUGUAAAUUCUAUCAUAAUGGUUUGGAAUUGCAGGAAAGUGAACGCGUUCACAUUGAUCUAUUACAAGAAGAAGCAUUUUUAUUCGUAGACAAUGUAUCGAAAGAUGAUGAGGGUGUUUAUACGUGUGUAAUCGAGGGUCAUGAACACGAACCUAUUGUUACUUCAACUAUGGUAAAGUUUUUAACUGCAGAAGAAUUACAACAACCAACCAAGACUCAAUGCGAAAUUGUGCAACACCUGCCCGACGAAAUCGAACACUGGGAAGGCGAAACUAUAGAUUUAUGUUUUGAAUUGAAGACCAAUAUGCCGUAUACGUAUAUGUGGACCCGUAAUGGUGAACUUAUUAAAGAAUCGGAUGAUUUUAAUUACAUUGAUCAUGGCAAUGGUUUUCUCUGCUUACGUAUUCACGAUGCAUUCGAUUUGGAUUCUGGUUGUUACACCUGCAUCGUAACCACAUUCGAUGGUUUUCAAUGCUCUACUUUUACUAAUUUAAAUAUUGGGCGUAAUUCCGAAAUCAUCGCCGACAAUAGCGAUGGUGGUUUAGCGUUAAUGAAAUCUCUAUUGCCUGUGGUAGCCGAUUGUGGUGUUAAGGCAACAUUUUGUGCCCGUGUUUUUCCCGCCGAUGCUGAGGUGUGUUGGUAUGUGUGUGGUCGUCAAGUUAUGGAAAACAUUGCUGAUGAUGAUUCAUGUGAAUUUACGUUGGAGUCAUCGUCUACAGAUGGUUUACGAAUUUUGCAUAUAAAUGAUGUUACCUUGGAACACAGUGGUGAAGUUCAAUUGGUUGUAACACAUCCCGGUAAACCCCAUUCAUCACUUAAAUCCUAUACAUCAUUGGCCGUAAUACCACGCUCAACAACAGCCCUCAAAUUAAUUGAACCUACAGAAAUUCCCACAGACUUGAAGACAGAUUUAAGUCAAAAUCAUACAAAUAAAGAACGUCCUCAGCCGGCCUAUAUAUUAGAAGGUCCUAAAGAUUGUACCGCUUUAAUUGGUGGCUGUGUACGUUUGUCGGUCAUAUUUGAAGGAUUACCCAAACCACAAGUUAGAUGGUUUAAAGCGAGUCGUCCAAUUGUUGAAACUUCAAAUAUUAUAAUAAAUACUUCAACACGCAAAUCCAUACUACAGAUCUCAGAUAUAGUGACCGAUGAUAGUGGUAAAUAUACCGUAGAAGUAAUGAAUGAAUUUGGUAACGAUGUAGCCGUAGCUUCAGUGGCCGUAGAGGGACCACCGGAACCGCGUGGUAAACCAAGUAUUUCACAAGGUCCAGAUCGUGUAUCGAUUGCUUGGUGUGGUCCACCCUAUGAUGGUGGUUGCAUGAUUACCGGCUUUAUUAUUGAAAUGCAAGAAUUAUUGUCAUCCAACGAUAAUGAAAAUGAAGCUGUUUGGUUGGAAAUUGCCUCCGUGGUGGAUUCUUUGGCUUAUACCGUCAAGGAUCUUAAACCAUUGUGUACUUAUAGAUUUCGUGUUCGUGCUGAAAAUGUUCAUGGUCGCAGUGAGCCCGGUUUGCCCAGCGAUCGUGUACAUGUCACCGAAGAAAAUGAAGACUUAAAUGAUGAUUUCCAAAAAUCGAUUUCUAUAAAAGCCGGUGGCGAUUUUAAAAAUCGCUUUGAUGUUUUAGAAGAAUUGGGCAAAGGACGUUUCGGCAUUGUCUACAAAGUUCAAGAGAAAGAAGAACCCAAACGCAUAUGUGCAGCGAAAAUAAUAAAAUGCAUUAAAUCACGUGAUCGUGUCAAAGUUCAAGAGGAAAUUUCCAUAAUGAGAUCAUUAAAACAUCCCAAACUUUUGCAAUUGGCAGCAUCGUUUGAAAGUUCUCGUGAAAUAGUAAUGGUUAUGGAGUACAUUACUGGCGGAGAACUAUUCGAACGUGUAGUAGCCGAUGACUUCACCUUAACCGAACGUGAUUGUGUUUUAUUCGUGCGUCAAGUGUGCGAGGGUGUCGCCUACAUGCACAGCCAGUCAAUAGUACAUUUGGAUCUUAAACCUGAAAAUAUUAUGUGUAAGACUCGCACUUGUCAUCAAAUCAAAAUUAUUGAUUUUGGUUUAGCUCAACGCUUAAAUACCGGUUCUCCUGUGAGAGUUCUUUUCGGUACACCCGAAUUUAUUCCACCGGAAAUUAUUAGCUAUGAACCCAUAGGUUUCCAAUCGGAUAUGUGGAGUGUGGGUGUCAUAUGUUAUGUGCUUUUAUCCGGUCUUUCGCCCUUUAUGGGUGAUAGUGAUGUCGAAACCUCGAAUAUUACCCGAGCCGAUUAUGAUUUCGAUGAUGAUGCAUUUGAUUGUGUCUCUCAACAGGCUAAAGACUUUAUUUCGAAUUUAUUAGUUCAUCGUAAGGAAGAUCGCUGGACGGCUGAACAAUGUUUAGAAUCUGCCUGGUUGAAACAGGGACAACAGGAUGAGAAUUUAAGCAAUAAGAAAAUAUGCACAGAUAAACUGAAGAAGUUUAUCAUACGUCGGAAGUGGCAAAAAACUGGUAAUGCUAUAAGAGCUUUAGGUCGCAUGGCUACAUUAUCUGCUUCCCGCCGUAAUUCAGUUGCUUCCAAUGCCGGUUCCGUAUCCAACAGUCCACGUCCAUCCGUAUCGGGUGUUACAAUUCUUAAUCCCAACAUAUCCGUACAAAUGGGUUCACUACACGAGGAAGAUGAUGAUUUCAGCAUAGAAUUACCCAGUUCUGAGCUGAAGAGAAGAAAUCCCACAGUUCUAAACAAAUCACAGUGUAGCGAACGUAGUGAUUCCGGUUACAGUGAAUGUUCAAAUUGUAGUGCUUCGGGAACAAUACAAUGUCAAUGUACUACCAAUAAAGACAGUGUGGAUCAGGUGGCCAAUGAAGAUAUGUCGUUAUCUGUGCCACAUGAUUUACUUAAACUGAAACUGGAAGAAAUAGCCCACCAGGCUGAUAGUAAUAUCGAAGAAGUCAAAUUGGAAUUGGUGGUUCCCAACGAAAAGUGUCCACAACUCGAUGAUAAUCAAAAUGAGUUGAAAAGUUUAAACAUUGUAAAUACAGACGAAAAAGUUAUACCCAUAGUUGAAGAACAACUAGAUGUACUUAAUAAAGAACUAAAUCCCUCCACUCAACCCAUAAUGCGUUCGGAUUUUACAAAUACCAUACAAAUGCGUAAAAAAUCAUUGGAGAAUAGUUUACAAAAGGAUAAACAAUUAAAACCAGUGAGUAAAUCCAUGCUCUUUGAACAGCCGGGUAAAGUAAGCAUGCUGAAAAAUAAGUUCUCGAAUAUGCAGAGUCAAGUGAGUAGUAGUUUUAACAUAACCACAACAGCGUUUCCCAAAAGCAAGGAUUGCAUGGAUGUUUUGAAAUUAAAACGUAAAAUUGUUACUGAAGCUUGUCCUAACAAAACAACAAGCUCCUCUACAUCGUCCACAUCCAGCCUUCAUACCCAGCACUCAGCUUCGUUGCCCAACUCUCCCAUACCACCACGCAAGACCAAUGCGUGUGCUGCGUUCCGGUUAAGCGAUCGUGUGCGCGAAGUAACCGAUCGUUUGGCUCAACAACAAACUGUUUGUACCGAGGCUAGAAGAACGCAAAAAUCUCCAUCACCCAAUCGAAAGAAAAUUGUAUCACCGUAAAUUAAUUAUUAUUUUAAUUUUUUUAAUUAUUAUAAAUAUUAUAUAAAUAGUGUAUUUAAGAAAUUUUGUUAUUAUUAAGUCCCACAUAAAACAAAGAAAAAUUGUUAAACGUUAUUAUUUGUAGUUGUUUUUAAAUAUGAAAAAUUAUUAUUUUAUUUAACAUGUGAAAAAAAAAAAAUGUUACAGAGAAAAAUAAAAAUCUCGAAUAUAAGUUGUAAAACCUUCUAAUACUAUAUGAAUGAA